Molecule: messenger RNA, 312 nt
Organism: Echinostoma caproni
Lineage: Eukaryota; Metazoa; Platyhelminthes; Trematoda; Plagiorchiida; Echinostomatidae
Source: the annotation of a GenBank genome assembly
AUGCCGAAGACUCCUAAAAGCGAGGACUCAGCCGCACAGACGGGAGACAAGCAGCGCGCAGCUGGAGAGUGUUCCGAGUGCGCUGAAGGAGAGACUAGAAAAGCGAUUCACUAUGGGACCAACAACAUCCUGCUGGGUCUCGGAGAAGUUCAAUAUUGGGGACUAUUCCCAGCGAUGGGAGAAACAAGUGGCGAUCUAUCUGGAAAAUAUCCUCCGGAACGUCAUGCCAACUUGUUGUUAUCUCUGCUCUCCGGCGAGGCUUUUGAUCUGAUAACCGAAGCGGACUGCAUGAAGAGAGGUUCAACACCAUAA